AUGAAGCUUUAUUACCAAGUUAAACGCUGGAGUCCCCCCGGAAUACGCGCCAUCACAGGGCUCGGCGAUUUGGUGGCGUUCGCUGGGUGUAGCAUGCAUUCAAAGGUUACCCAUUUUGACGAAGUGUACUUAAACCUCUUGGAGCAAACCGUCAAAACGCUCGAAAAGCAAUUUGGCUACGACAAUAGUACAUUAUUCUGUCUCCUUACAGGAGUAAAGGGAUUAUAUCUUUCAAUGAUCUCGCAAGGUGCAGACCACGCUGGGUACCAGUGCUGUCAAUGCCUGCGCCCACGAAAUGACACCCAGGGACCUAUGGGGGACAUGCAUAUAAAUCAUCAGCCAUAUUCUUUUUGUUCCUCUGGUUUUUCUCCCAACCAGUCUCAGCAGGAGUCGCUGCGUAACGGGCUAUGUGGAGCAGCAAAUGCAAAUGGGAUUGCGCAGGAACAAGAAGCACAGUCAGGAUGCUCCUGUGCAGUGAUGCAAGAUUAUUGCCAUUGUCCUUCAAUAGCCCCAAAGAUGAUAAGCAAGGAUUUCUUUACUUGCGGGGCUACGAAGCGUUCACAAAAUACUGAUGUGUGGGAAGUGUAUCACCCUUUGCAGGGCUGCUAUCAUGAUCGUCGAGUCGACCAUUUUACGGAUCCCUCUCCGAGGCAGCAAGUGCACGGAACAGGAGCUGUACUGACUGAUGCUCCGCUUUCAUCCACUCAGGCUCAAGCAGAAAUGCGUCAAAUAGAAUAUGAAUAUUACGUAUGGGAUACGACGACUCAGGAAUAUGUGCAAACGGAUCAGGAAACAGGAGAAAAGAUGCUUCAAAACCCCCACUACUUCCAGUAUCACUACAGACUUGUCGAGAACACGAACAACGGGGAGGCACAGCUUCUGCCUGAGCCACUGGAUGAACUGGGCUGUCCACUUUAUCAGAGAAAUUCAGAGCAAGAAAGCCAUCCUCACGUGGAAGCUGAUCACUUGUACGAUCAACAGUUCACAGAGGAGUUAGAUGACGCCAGCGGUGCUGCCUGUGUUCAUGCUACUUCUGGAUAUCAGGCCACACCGGAAUCACUUGUACCCCCGCGACAAGAGCGGUGCUGCGUGCCGAAGUCGACUCAUCUGCGGUGCUGCACGCAUGCGGUACGGAACACCUUGAGGUGUAACCAUCAAGCUGUUGGAAAAGAAAACUUCGCGUCUCCUAAAUGCGGGGGCCACAAGAAGGUGCUUCAGCUUGAGCGCUUCUGUGGAGAAGGCAUCGACACAUGCGAGGCAAGUGCUGAAGCACCCCAUACUGGUUGCCGCAGGAUACCAACAGGAAAAAAUGUCCGCCCGCAAUUGGACGCAACUCAUCCUUCACAUGCCAACAAAAGCUUCUAUAGUUCGUGCAGUAGGCCGUGGCAAAACUCGCCUGCAAGUAUACGAGAUCGAGAGUUGCAGGUCCGGCAGUUGAGGCAUCUUAAGCGAUUGCAGCAGCUAGAAAAAGACGAGCUGCUCAGGCGCCAAAUGAUGCUAGACACUUUGGCAGCAACUCUGCCCACUUCGACGGAUCAUGCUGCGACUUCAGAGAGGAAUGGAACUCAUAGACAGAAGAGCCGUCCUGCUAGCUAUACCCGUAUGUCAGGAAGCAAAACCAUUCGGCCUUCCCCACGAUGCCCUCCGGAGGGAAAUCGAAAAGUGCGCAACGAUCCAGUUAACCGAGGGCGCUACUUCAGGGCUAAGUGGAAAAGCGACCGAUUUUUGGAGCAACAGAAACAUCCAACAUUCGACGUAAAGGCAUACGAUGCAUGGUUAAAAAGUAGUGGGCAUCUACUAAGGGGGAAAGUCCUCGAGCUUCAGCUAGAGGAGCAACGACUGCUCUCAAAGCUGAAACAAGAGAGGCCCUCACACUCAAAGUGA
Molecule: messenger RNA, 1884 nt
Organism: Cyclospora cayetanensis
Lineage: Eukaryota; Apicomplexa; Conoidasida; Eucoccidiorida; Eimeriidae
Exons: 2
Coding region: 1-1884 (627 amino acids)
Source: RefSeq, a predicted model, not a curated record